Prorocentrum cordatum is the source of this 754-nucleotide messenger RNA. NCBI's taxonomy places the organism in Eukaryota, Dinophyceae, Prorocentrales, Prorocentraceae. The record is from the annotation of a GenBank genome assembly.
GUCUACUGUAGCCCUGGGGACUUCUGGGAGGUUCAUUGGGGUCCAUUGUUUAGACGACCGUGCCGACCCCCCUAGUGGUGACCAUCCCGUGGCAUGGCCUGGGAGGACAUGGAGGUGAUGAGGUUGCUGCAGCAGGCCAACGUCGUGUGGACGGACGGAGAGGAUGGCCGGAAAAAGUCCGUGGUGCUGUUCAAGCUAGCGGGCCGCCGGGGCUACUCGCCCGCGUACGCCCUCCUGGCGCAGCGGGCGCUGCGCGCGGGCGACGUCCCCGUGGCCGUGGACGCGCUCUGCGCCCUGCUCGGCCACAAGGACGCGCGCCUCCAGAGCAGCGACGGCCUGCUCGACGCCUGCGCGGACCAGCUCGCCGAAGCCCUGCGGGACCCGGCGCACGCGGACCUGCUGGCGGCGCGCGCGCCCGAGCUGGAGCGGCUCUCGAAGACGUGGCCGGCCCUGCAGGUGCUGCUCGUGCUGGCCGCGGUGAGGCAGGGCGGCGGCGGCGGAGGAGCGGCUUCGGCGUUGCAGGACCUUGCUGGCAAGCAGGCGCACUCGAGGGCGCUGAUCGAAGAGAUCGCGUCCACGCCAGCGGCGGCAGCGGGCAGCUCCGGAUCUUCUUCUUCGCGGCCAAAGGCGACAGUACCGCCUCUCAUCGAAAUCAUCGAUGAGGCCCCGUCUGUCGGUGCCUCGGCCGCCAAGAAGACGCCGGAGAACCUGGCCAGGCUUCCCCCCAAGCUGCGGGAGAAGCUGCGCGACAAGG